Messenger RNA from Micromonas pusilla CCMP1545, 1242 nucleotides. RefSeq lists its product as uncharacterized. The record is from RefSeq and is a predicted model, not a curated record. Bases 1 to 1242 code for a protein of 413 amino acids. NCBI's taxonomy places the organism in Eukaryota, Viridiplantae, Chlorophyta, Mamiellophyceae, Mamiellales, Mamiellaceae. The transcript is spliced from 2 exons.
AUGAUCAAGCGUCGGGACUGGAACCUGUUCAGAGGCGGCGGCGGGGGCGACGCCGGCGACGACACGAGCGAUUCCGACCCGGACGCCGGGCGCGGCGCGCUGAGCGGCUCGGACACGGACACCGACGCGUCGCUCACCGAUCUCACCGACUCCGACGCGGGGGACUCCGACGGCGACAGCGACAGCGACAGCGACAGCGACUCCAAGCGCGUCCGCAAGGGGAUGUACAACCAAUUCGACGACGACGACGACGCGUCGUCCGACGACGACGACGACCCCGACGACGAGGACGACGGCGACGGAAACAUGUCGCUGAGCGACGUGGAGGAGACGCGCGCGGACGACGCGGCGGCGGCGGCGGCCCUAAACCCUAAACCCGCGGGCGGGCUCGCGCUGAAGUGCAAGCUGUGCCCCGGCGUCCUCUGCCUCUCCAAAGACUCGCUCCUGCGGCACCUCGCGAGCAAGAAGCAUCAAAAGAAGGUCGCGAAGCUCCCGGACGGCGCCGACGACCCGAUGGCGCACGUCAAGGCGCCGGCGGGGAGGAAAGUCCCCAAGUCGUGGAAGCGACGCGGCGACGGCGACGACGACGAGGAGGAGAAGGAGGAGUACGACAGCGACGACGACGACGACGUCGACAGCGUGGAGGGGUACUCCGACGGCGAGGCGGAGACGCACGCGGAGCGACGCGCGAGGUUGAUGACGCAACGCAUCUUACGCGCCGAGGACGGCGACGACGACGACGACGACGAAGACGUCGUGGACGCCGUAGAGAGGAGGCGCGCGGAGCGGUUGGGGCUGACGUACGAGGGGGAGAGGGGGGAGAAGAAGAAGCGCGACCGCGGCGGGCGGCAGCGGCAGCGGAAGCGCGCGAAGGUUGGCGGGGCGGGGAAGGACGGCGGCGGCGGCGGCGGCGGCGGCGGCGAAGACGCGACGCCGGCGCCGCCCGCGGCGAAGAAGGGGAAGCCCGGGAAGCGUCAGCGCGAGGCGAUGCGACUCGCGCGCGAGGCGGAGGAGAAGGAGAAGGCGAAGGCCAACAAGGCGAAGACCGCCGACGUCGACGACGACGACGACGCGCGCGCGCCCGGGGACACGAGACCGCGGAAGAACAAGGCGGGAGAGGCGGGGGAGGGGGGAGGGGGCGCGGCGGCGGAGGGCGAGGAGGACGCGGCGGGCGAGGACGAGGGAGAGGGAGGUUCUGAUGAGCGAACCAGACUCGAAAAAGAAAUUAAAUCACGUCGUUGA